Molecule: messenger RNA, 1734 nt
Organism: Plasmopara halstedii
Lineage: Eukaryota; Oomycota; Peronosporomycetes; Peronosporales; Peronosporaceae
Product: Zinc finger, RING/FYVE/PHD-type
Exons: 1
Coding region: 1-1734 (577 amino acids)
Source: RefSeq, a predicted model, not a curated record
AUGAAGUUUCCGUUACCUCAUAUGCCUUUCGGGAACUACCCGGCGCUGUCUGAAGCGCAAAUGCAACAGAUUGAGCUGACCGUCCAACAAACAUUAUCAAAAGCCCUUGGUGACUACGAACAAAAUCAGCUGCAAGUGUUGCCGCGGUCACAGUAUAAGGUCGUCAAAAAAGUCGAGAAUCUUACUUGCUAUCGACAACGGUCGACAGCCUCAGCACGAGGAGCAACACGUCAUUAUUCGGAGCGCAUAACCUCCAGGUCCUCAAUGUCAUCACAACCGUUGACAUCAUUUCUUUCUCCAGCUCGUUACCGCAACAACGGGUCUGACCGGCCUUCACCAACGCUGAUAACCGUCGGAACGAUCGCCGGCACGCUGAAUGACGUCAUGUACGGACUGCUCGCUACGGAUGCAACGUCCACCUUUAUCCGGGCGUCGUAUACGAAGGAGGAGCUUUUAGAUACUGCGCUACUUCACAGCAUUCGAGCUCCGACACCAAGCAAACCAUUCCAAUUCUGUGGCGUUAAGUGGCAGGUGACAAAACUUUCCUCCCAGCGCGAUUUCGUAUUUGUGGAGGCUUCAGGAAUUGUCACUCGUACGAACGGAGAUCGUGUAGGUUACCACAUCAUGCACUCUGUCGAUCUGCCAGGUCUCGACGAGCUAGCAGACUGUUACCAAGUACUGCGUGGACGCGUCAUGUCUUGUCAUCUAUUCCGCCAGCUACCUCACAACACGGUCGACGUAUAUAUGAAAGGAAUUGUGGAUCCAAAUGGCUUUAUGCGUCAAGCUACUGCGAUCGUCUCGACAGCCAGCGCCCUUUUAAAAUUUUGUCAUGCCGUUGAGUGUUCGCACAAUAAGAAGCUUGAGUAUUUUCUGGAGCAAGAGCAGCUCAAAAGAGGCGAUACACUUAGUGUUGACAACCGCCGAAGCAACAACUUGGUCACGUUGUCGAUGACUAGCAGAUCGGCGUCAACCUGCACCGUGUGCGCUACAACCUUUCACCUGUUCCGCAAUGUCGCUUAUUGUGAACUCUGCUCAGAAGCAGUUUGCUCCCGGUGUCGCGUCACUCGACGACUGAGCUAUCGCGUCGCCCGUCUGAAAGAUCUCAAGCAGCAAAACACUACUUUCUGUAAAGCAUGUGUAGCUCAUGCCUCAAAUUACAGUGCUGUGAAUGUUGCUCGCAUUGAGCUAGUUGUCAGAUCGUCGCUGAUGGAGAAUAAUUCAGACGGUUUCAACACAUUAGUUUCUACGGAGCUAUGCCGACAUCUAACCAUCUUUUCUCCAUCUUCAUCUGAGGAUCUGUUGUCUCAAAGAAACCAUCUCAACACCUAUGAUUCGUCCGAUCAAGUUCGUCGACGAUCAGUGAGCUCCCACUCACCCGCGGCGAUAGAGAGAUUGGACGCUAAAGAUCUGGUCGAGGCAGAUUCGAUCCCCAGAUCGACGAUGAGUAGCACAAGCUGCGGAUAUUUGGACUUUUUUGAAAGCGUAAUUGGUUGGAGAAAGACUGAAUCGCCUAACGCAAACUCCACGUUGAUCGAAUCAGAAAAUGUGUGUCCACUUGCACGCUCAAUGCCGGUCAAACCCAGCCCUUCGAUGCUGACCAGCCCAUUGUGGCAUCAACGAGAACUCAUGCGACGCAUGGAGGAGCUGCGACAAAAUGUCGAGAGCGUUUAUCAAUUAACAUGGCGGAACACCCAGUCAAUGCGAUCGAGUGGUGUACGGUUAGUCUACUUGUAG